Messenger RNA from Medioppia subpectinata, 1086 nucleotides. Lineage: Eukaryota; Metazoa; Arthropoda; Arachnida; Sarcoptiformes; Oppiidae. The record is from the annotation of a GenBank genome assembly.
AUGCUCGACAUGUCUAUCGGCGGGCGCUCAAAAUUGUUGCAAAAUAUUGGUCAACAUCUCGGAAUCGAUGGCCAGAGUGCGCCCGAUAUUAACCUCAAACUCAACGGAUACCUACUGUUGACCAAAGAGUCCGGAGCCGAGCAACUGAUCCAAAAUCAACGAUUACAGACAGAAUUGGGCGCUCAGAUAGACCUAUUAUCUCCGGCCAAAGUUAACUCGAUGUUUCCCUGGGUUAACACCGAUGAGAUAGUGUUGGCCGCGUAUGGGGUGCGCAACGAGGGGUGGUUUGAUCCCUGGGCUCUUCUCAUGGCAUUUAAAGCAAAAGCUCAAUCACUCGGAGCUAAUUAUAUGAACGGAGAAGUAAUCGGAUUUAAUUUGAAAAAUACGGCCCAAACAGAUAGUGACGGCCAUAACAUCCAGACGUGUAAUGAAGCCAUUAUUAGACAAUCUGACGGAACCGUCAAAGCCCUGGCCUUUGGCACCGGUAUUGUCUGUUGCGGCGCUUUUUCCGGUGCUGUCGCUAAAUCUCUGGGCUAUGGAUCAGAUCAAUCGGGUGUCCGAUCAGUUGCUUUGCCAAUUGAGCCCCGGAAACGAUAUGUUUUUGUCUUUCAAUGCAAUGAUGGGCCCGACCCGGACCGGUGUCCGUUGGUCUUUGACACGUCUUCAAUCUACUUCCGACCCGAAGGAAAGGGAGGCAACUAUUUGUCCAGUUUAUGUCCAAUAGAGGCCGAAGAGCCGAGUGUUGAUAACUUAGAUGUCGACUAUUCAUUCUUCGAGAACACAGUUUGGCCACAAUUAGCCCAUAGAGUGAAAGCGUUUGAAUCAAUUAAAUUGAAGACAAGUUGGGCCGGACUUUACGACUAUAACACUAUGGAUCAAAACGCGGUGAUCGGCAAAGACCCCUAUUAUGACAAUAUGUAUUGGGCGGCGGGUUUUAGUGGUCACGGCAUACAAAUGGGAGCCGCAGUCGGCAGAGCUGUCGCCGAAUUGAUUGUUCACAACAAAUAUAAAACCAUUGAUUUGACGCGUUUUGGUUGGGAUCGUGUCCUCAAUGACCAACCAUUCAGAGAGUUAAAUGUUUAUUAA